Messenger RNA from Rotaria sp. Silwood1, 2694 nucleotides. The record is from the annotation of a GenBank genome assembly. NCBI's taxonomy places the organism in Eukaryota, Metazoa, Rotifera, Eurotatoria, Philodinida, Philodinidae.
AUGUAUUCAAUUACGGAAUCGCGUCGUGCUACUGUUUCAUGUAAACACUUAUUUCCAUCAUCGACAAAUAAUCGUUCGAUACCGACAUCAUCAUCUCGACGACAUGUUAACAAUAAUUCAAAUAUACAACGAAAUAAUAAUAAUAAUAACAACAACAACAAUAAUAAUAAUAAUAACAAUAAUAAUACAUCUACACGAUCAUUAAAUCAAUCAACAAAAUCACAGAAAAAAAGUAUUAAUAUACAAAAUGAAAAUCUUUCAAAUUCAAAUGUCUUUCAUGUACCAUUUUGUACUGAACAAUUAAAUGAUAAUGAAAAAAACAAUAUCUCAAAACCUAAUAAUAAAUUCUUUCGAACAUCAUUAAAUCCACUUUCGCCUGCAUUUUAUUCUACUCGACAAACAUCAUUCUUGUUACAACAUAAACAAGAUAUUAUAUCAAGUGAUGUCAAAGUUCCACUAUUAUCUGAAACAUCAGACUAUAGUAGUGGUACUGAUCUUGAAUUACAAUCAAUUCAACGUAUAUCACCACAAACACACUCCUCACCAUUUACAUUCGAUUUUGAUGAACCGUCAUUUUCAUAUUCAAUAGAAAAUGUAAAUAAUCAAACACAAUCAGUUCGUCGUAUAUCUUCAUCAUCAGUAUCUUCAUCGUCAUCUUCUUCAACGUCACCAUCAUCAAGCAUAAGUAAUCUUUCUUCAUUAUCAUCUUCAUCUGAACUUCAAACAAAUUUUAUUAAUCAAAAUCGUUUAUCAAAUAAAAAAAAUUUAUCAUUAAAUAAUAAUAAUAAUAAUAAUAAUACAUCAAAUGAUUUGACUAUAUGUAAUUGUGGAAAAGAAAAUGUUUCUAAUCGUAAACGUAAUCGUUUUAAUUCUUAUCCUACACGACGUUUAACAACAAUAGACUAUUGUGAAGAUUGUCAAGCUAAACGUAUUAAAUAUAAUUUACGUACAAAAUAUUAUUCAAAUCGACAACAAAAACAACGUUCUAAUAAUAAUCGAUAUUAUGAUACAACAUUAACACCAACUAAAUUUACUGUUGAUUUAACUGGUCUUAACAUAAAAUAUACAAUAGAAUAUCAUGAUAAUGUUAAAUGUAUAUGUUCAACAACAAUACCACCAUAUCCAAAUACAUAUAUUAAUUGUUGUAAAUGCUUAUCAGUAAAUGAUUGGCCAUCAGUUCCAAUAAUAAAUUCAAUUAAUGAAUAUCCUAAUGACGUAUAUUAUACUAAUACAAAUAAUAUUUCUUGGAUACAACAACAACAACAACAACAACAACCAAAUCCAAUAUUUAAUUAUCACGAUUUAUAUUUAACAAAAUUCAAUAAUAAUAGUAAUAAUUUAUCAUCAAUAUAUUUUGAUAAUAAUGCAAUUAACGGAGCAAUGGGACAUUUACCAGCGUAUUAUCUCCGAUAUAUGAUACCACCGAUCGAAAGAGAGUCGAUUCAACCACCACCAACACGAUCAUGGCUUCGUUUAGCAUCACCGAAUACAACACAGUCCACAGCGAUAUUUACAGUUAUGAAUUAUAAUAUACUUUGUGAUAAAUAUGCCACAAGACAUGUUUAUGGUUAUUGUCCAUCGUGGGCAUUAAAAUGGGAAUAUAGACGAAAACAAAUACUUGAUGAAUUACGUUCCUAUGCUGCUGAUAUUAUUGCUCUGCAGGAGAUUGAAACUGAUCAGUUUUGUUCAUACUUUUUACCUGAAUUACAAAAGAUUGGUUAUGAUGGUGUAUUUAGUCCAAAAUCACGUGCAAAAACAAUGUGUGAACAAGAUCGUCGAUUUGUCGACGGUUGUGCUAUAUUUUAUCGUCAAUCAAAAUUUAAUUUAAUCAAACAUUAUCUUGUCGAAUUUAAUCAAUUAGCAAUGCUAGCUGCAAAUGGUCCAGCAUGUCAUGAUAUGAUGAAUCGUGUUAUGACGAAAGAUAAUAUUGGUCUUGUUGCUUUACUUGAGACAAAAGAUGCAAUCUAUUCUCAUACAUUUUCAAAUGGUGUUUUACCAUCUGAUCAUAAACAAAUGCUAUUUGUUUGUACAGCACAUAUUCAUUGGGAUCCAGAAUAUUCUGAUGUAAAAGUUAUUCAAACAUUAAUGUUAUUAUCAGAAUUAAAAACCAUUAUGGAAGAUGCAAUGAAAUUGCAUCGAAAAAAUUCUAAUCCAUCAAUAGAUUGCACAUCUGUACCAUUAGUUCUUUGUGGUGAUUUUAAUUCAUUACCUGAUUCAGGUGUUAUUGAAUUUAUGCGUAGUGGAAAAAUUUCAAUGAAUCACGCUGAUUUUAAAGAUCUUUCAUAUCAAUCAUGUUUACAAAAGAUUAAUCGUUCUGAUAUUAAUUCAACACAAAGCACUGAUAUAACGCAUCAUUUUAAAUUACAAUCAGCAUAUGAAACAACAUCAUCUCCUAUAAUGCCUUAUACAAAUUAUACAUAUGAUUUUAAAGGUAUAAUUGAUUAUGUAUUUUUUUCAUCACAAUUAAUGCGUGUACUUGGUGUAUUGGGACCACUUGAUCCUGAAUGGUUACAAUCAAAUAAAAUUGUUGGUUGUCCACAACCAAAUGUUCCAUCGGAUCAUUUUUCAUUACUUGUUGAAUUUGAAAUAGAUCCAACAAUAUCUGAUAUAUCAAAAAAAAAUAAUAAUAAGUCUGAAAAUUCUUCAACAACAACAACGUCCACAAUAACACCAUCUAUUUCUACACGAAAAUAA